Spea bombifrons (plains spadefoot toad) is the source of this 1432-nucleotide messenger RNA. RefSeq names its product golgi SNAP receptor complex member 1 (gene GOSR1). Gene Ontology annotation, biological process: vesicle fusion; endoplasmic reticulum to Golgi vesicle-mediated transport. NCBI's taxonomy places the organism in Eukaryota, Metazoa, Chordata, Amphibia, Anura, Pelobatidae. Bases 30 to 782 code for a protein of 250 amino acids. The record is from RefSeq and is a predicted model, not a curated record. Gene Ontology annotation, cellular component: cis-Golgi network; Golgi medial cisterna; SNARE complex. The transcript has 9 exons. Gene Ontology annotation, molecular function: SNAP receptor activity.
ACCGGACUGGGUGACGUUGGACAACAAAGAUGGCGGCAGGGAGCAGCAACUACUGGGAAGACUUGAGGAAGCAGGCCAGGCAGCUGGAGAACGAGCUGGACCUGAAGCUUGUUUCCUUUAGCAAACUAUGUACCAGCUACAGCCACAGCAGCACCAGAGACGGAAGACGCGACAGGUAUAGUUCUGAUACAACGCCACUCUUGAAUGGAUCGAGCCAGGAUCACAUGUUUGAAACAAUGGCAGUGGAGAUAGAACAGCUUCUGGCAAAGCUCACCGGGGUGAACGACAAAAUGGCAGAAUAUAGCAGUACAGCUGGAGUGACUUCAGUAAACGCUGCGCUAAUGCACACGUUACAGAGACAUAGGGAUAUCCUACAGGAUUAUACACACGAAUUCCACAAAACAAAAGCCAACUUCCAGGCGGUUCGAGAAAGAGAAGACCUCAUGGGAUCAGUAAGGAAAGAUAUUGAGUCAUACAAAACUGGGUCUGGUGUAAACAACAGGAGAACAGAGCUAUUUUUGAAAGAACAUGAGCAUCUCAGAAGUUCUGAUCGUCUCAUAGAAGAAACUAUAAGUAUUGCAAUGGCAACAAAAGAAAAUAUGACAUCGCAGAGAGGAAUACUUAAAUCUAUACAGAGCAGGAUGAACACCUUGGCCAAUCGUUUUCCUGCUGUUAACAGUCUCAUCCAAAGGAUUAAUCUGAGGAAGCGUCGGGAUUCACUCAUUCUGGGCUCUGUUAUUGGCAUUUGCACUAUCUUGCUGCUACUGUACGCUUUCCAUUGAUGACUGACACAUCACAGACUCUGCUACAAACCAGAAGAUCAGCAGCAACAGAACAGAUGGAGAAGUGAAAGCUUCAGUUCUUCAUACAGCGUCUGUAGAUAAGGGAUUGGGAUAUCUUAAGAGAAUUUACAUUUUAUAAUAGCAGUCUCCAUAGUACUGUAAAUAUCCAUGUUCAAGCCAGUCAUACUUAACACUUUAUCUCUUUAAUGUAUCCAUUCGGUAUUUGGAGAUUCUGAGAGGAACUCUGUCAGUUCUAGAAAACCUGGUGAUGCGGAUCUGGUUUAAUCGCUGUCAGAGUUCUGCAAAUCAUUUCAACUAAUGUGACUUAAUGACAUCAUUUCUGAUUUGUUUAAAACCCCUUCGUUAUUCCCAGUUACUUAUCCAUCUGGAAUGCCAAGGUUUUUAUCAUGAUUCUAACAGUAAAUAUAUUCAUUCUCAGCCAGGGGACCAUAGGUUUCUGUCUGGCAGUUCUGUAAAUAUAAAUUUGCCCCCCAUAUUAAGUACAACUGCUGCUGAUUCCCUUCUGAACUAUUAUCCCAAAUGUGUGAGUAACACAAUUACCUUUAAAUUAUUUGCUUAUAUUCAUUAAUGCUUUUCAAACAUGAUUGGAUGUAUGAGUGUCUUUUGUUAAAUUAAAAGAAUGACAUUAA